Messenger RNA from Leopardus geoffroyi (Geoffroy's cat), 1901 nucleotides. It is a transcript of the gene GCM2, whose product is annotated as glial cells missing transcription factor 2. Gene Ontology annotation, biological process: gliogenesis; regulation of transcription by RNA polymerase II. The coding region runs from base 1 to 1518 and encodes 505 amino acids. Gene Ontology annotation, molecular function: DNA-binding transcription activator activity, RNA polymerase II-specific; RNA polymerase II cis-regulatory region sequence-specific DNA binding. Gene Ontology annotation, cellular component: nucleus. NCBI's taxonomy places the organism in Eukaryota, Metazoa, Chordata, Mammalia, Carnivora, Felidae. The record is from RefSeq and is a predicted model, not a curated record. The transcript is spliced from 5 exons.
AUGCUGGCGGAGGCAGGGCAGAAGGAGGACGCCGUGUGCUCCUACGGAAUGAAGCUCAGUUGGGAUAUCAACGAUCCGCAGAUGCCUCAGGAGCCGGCCCACUUCGACCACUUCUGCGAGUGGCCCGACGGCUACGUGCGCUUCAUCUACCGCAGCGACGAGAAGAAGGCCCAGCGCCACCUGAGCGGCUGGGCCAUGCGCAACACCAACAACCACAACGGCCACAUCCUCAAGAAGUCGUGCCUGGGUGUGGUGGUGUGCGCCCGGGCCUGCGCCCUGCCCGACGGCUCCCGCCUGCAGCUGCGGCCCGCCAUCUGCGACAAGGCGCGGCUUAAGCAACAGAAGAAAGCGUGCCCCAACUGCCACUCAGCUUUGGAGCUGAUCCCCUGUCGAGGGCACAGCGGGUACCCUGUAACCAACUUCUGGAGGCUUGAUGGCAACGCGAUAUUUUUUCAAGCCAAGGGAGUCCACGAUCACCCAAGACCGGAGAGCAAAUCAGAGACGGAAGCCAGAAGAAGUGCCAUCAAGAGACAAAUGGCCUCUUUUUACCAACCCCAGAAAAAGAGAAUUCGAGAACCAGAGGUGGGGGAGAAUCAAGACAACAGUGGACAUUUCAACAACAUAUCUUCCUUGGAAGAUUCAGAUGACUUUGAUAUAAUUACUGACACCAGCUUCCCUAUUCCAGCACAGCCUUGCUUUUCCUUCCCGAGCUCGGAUGCUUACAGAGCUACCCGUGACCUUGCCACCUUUCAAGCAGACAUAAUGCCACCCUUUCAGAAAUAUCCAAACCCAAGAAUCUAUUUGCCCGGGGCACCUUGCAGCUACGAAUUGGCAGGUCCUGGUUACACAAAUCCAAACACACAUCCCACCCUUUGUAAAAGUUCCAGCAAUCUCCCGAAUGACACGGACUGGGUCCAUCUAAAUGCACUGCAAUAUAAUGUCAACUCAUACGGCAGCCUCGAGAGAAGCUUUGAUUUCGCCAGUAAACAACAUGGCUGGAAACCAGCUCUUGGAAAACCUGGCCUUGGGGAGAGGACGGACCAUGGACAGUUCCAGGCCACGUCCACUCACCCUUAUUGUAACACGGAGCUUCCCUGUCCGUACCUCACGACUCCCUCCGUAGGUGCUCCAGCACUGCAGACUGUGAUCACCACCACCACCAAAGUGUCCUACCAGGCCUACCAGCCCCCUGCUCUGAAAUACUGUGACAACAUAAAGGAAGUUAAGGGCCUUUCGGGGUGUAACUAUGCUUCUGAAAACAUCCCCGUGUCCAUCUACCUGGAAGGUUUGGACUUGCCGACCACAGCGGCCAGGGCCUCUCCGGCAGGGCCGCUGCCUUUGAAAAUUCCAGGUGAUUGCAGAGCCAUGAGACCCACUUUGGCUUUUCCUCAAGAGUCGGCUCCCUCCGGGACAGACGGAGCAGAGACUUGGGACAUGUGUCCACCUAGGUUGGGGUCGGCAAUCAGUUAUUCGGAUGGGGUUAGUCCAUUCUUUAGCUAUGGCAGUGAGGACUUUUGAACCAUAGCCCUGGGCACGACAUAGUAUUGGUGUCCAUGCAGGCAGGAAAUGUGGAGUAGGAACGAUCUCUUGUUGAGUUGGGAGAUUGACCUAGGAGACACGUACAAUAAUAAAAAUGUUGAUCAGUUGAGAAAAUUAUGGGUUGGGGGUGUUUAGAAAGUAUAAGGAAAUUUUGCACAGCAUUUUAAAACCUAUCACAUGACAUAGAAUUAGGUCUGAAAUGUGACUCUCCCAAAUGAACCUACAAGCAAACUGGAUACCAUGAUGAUCAAUGAACUAAAUUCACUGGAGGAGAAGCCAAGAAUCCUGGUUCUCCUUCUAAGCCUUUCCCAGUUGACCAUAGAGAGUUUCACAAAUCCUUAUCUGGCCUUAGAAGUUGUCAG